Molecule: messenger RNA, 237 nt
Organism: Peromyscus eremicus (cactus mouse)
Lineage: Eukaryota; Metazoa; Chordata; Mammalia; Rodentia; Cricetidae
Gene: C8AH17orf114
Product: chromosome 8a C17orf114 homolog
Exons: 2
Coding region: 1-237 (78 amino acids)
Source: RefSeq, a predicted model, not a curated record
AUGGGUCUGAAGGGGGCUUGGUGUUUCCCAUGGUGUGGGUGCCGGAGACAGCGGGGGACUGAAGGAGGAACAGGCCUGGAACCUGCUUCCCCACCUGAUCCCAGCCCAGCUGUAACCCCCACCGUGGCUGGAGGACUGUCCUCUUCAGGGGCCGGUGCCUACUUAAGCCGGAAAGCUCGGCUCUCCUUCCGCCACCAGCUGCAUGACGUGGCAUCCGCCAACGACUCUACCAUUUGA